GCCCCGCCCCUUGUCAGUCUAGAAUUGAAAUGCGGAGCGAGAAGAACUACUGCGUCUAAUACCCAAAGAUCCGGUGGACUGAGGCGAAUGGACCUAUUUCUCCCAUCAUUUACGCACAGAUUUCUACGUUAUUUUGCGCACCGAUAGCGUUUAAAAUGCCUUUUCCGCCGAUAAACCUGCACUCACGGAUAUCAUCGCCUAGAAAGGAGCUGUUCAGGAAAAAGAAGAGCAGGGACAAUGUCGCGGCUACUCAACCCACGUUCAGUCAAAGGACAGGAGACGACAAGGAAUCGGAGAAAGAUAAACUGUCCACAUCGUGGGCAUCGGCCAAUUCAAAGCAGCUGGGACGAAGCAAGCCGACCAGAGUCCCUCCAGAUCCCGAGACGGACAGCAAACAUUCGUGGUUGAGCGUCCCCAAACCCUUGGCUACCUCAUGCGAAAGCGUCCCACGGUCUAGUUCUGGAGAGUCUAGCCAUAAAUACGCCUCCAGGACCUCUCUAGCGAAAGAAGUAGGCGAGCAAGAGAUCCACUUCUCCCUCAGUCUGACCCCCGAAGCCAUCCUGGUCAUCCAAAAGCGCAAUCUGGAAAAGCAGAUGAUGGCCAAGCAACAGAAGUGCUGCGCUUCCGCGGACUUGCGACACCGGCGGGUUUUCCCAUCCAAGAGAGCCCAGGGCAGCUCCAGUAAUAAGAGCUCCGGACCGGUUGCCAAAUUGGACGGUUCCAAUGACAUUAGCACCAUUGUGAAGAUCUCCCUCCUCAACGAUCAGUACAAAUAUGAUGAUGUGGAGUACGAGGAGGAGGAUGGAGACGUGGACGAGACUGUCAUGAGGAAAUGUAAAGAGUGGCUCAAAGGUGUGGAGAGUGCUGCUGCUUUUGGGAAAGUCGAUAAACUGUCAUCUUUGCCUCAUCUUAAAUGUUGAUACCCUGAACUACAUCAUUCCAUAAAGAAAGGUCCACUGUGAAGACUUCAGUUCAUGAGUCAGACACAAAAGUCACAUAAUAUGCUUUUAGAAAUUGUUGUCUAAAGGCUCAUUCAGACAGAACGCGUUCUUGCGUUGAAAAACAGCAAAUACAGUGACGCCUUUGUAAAAGUUCAGCUGUGUUUAACUGGACACACUGUCUUAAAACGCAAGACAAGUGUACAUUGAGCAACAGUUCAAAAA
Messenger RNA from Cyprinus carpio (common carp), 1163 nucleotides. RefSeq names its product proline-rich protein 18-like. The record is from RefSeq and is a predicted model, not a curated record. Lineage: Eukaryota; Metazoa; Chordata; Actinopteri; Cypriniformes; Cyprinidae.